Molecule: messenger RNA, 1011 nt
Organism: Desarmillaria tabescens
Lineage: Eukaryota; Fungi; Basidiomycota; Agaricomycetes; Agaricales; Physalacriaceae
Product: maintenance of mitochondrial morphology protein 1
Exons: 5
Coding region: 44-928 (294 amino acids)
Biological process (GO): phospholipid transport; mitochondrion organization
Cellular component (GO): endoplasmic reticulum; ERMES complex
Molecular function (GO): lipid binding
Source: RefSeq, a predicted model, not a curated record
CCGGUCAUUUCCACCUCGUCGACGUUGCCAUACGCCAGCCGGCAUGAGCAACAACUAUGUCUUUUCCUUGCAACCUACUUUUACGCAGGGAUUAAUAUUUGGCCAACUGUCUAUCCUGGUCCUCUUUGCUCUCAUCCUAAAGUACCUCUUUCUCGAUUCGACAGAAUACCCAUUCGAAACCUCGUCUUAUCAUCCACGGGCCAAUAGCGACAUUGCACUCAGAGGCCACAAAAUCAGGUCCCACGACGCGAAAGAACCUCAGAAUCAACAAGAGGAGUCGGCAGAAUGGUUUAACAUUUUGUUGCAACAAGUCGUAGAAGUCUAUCGCUCCAAGAUUAGGAAUGACCUUUCAGGUGCUGAAGGUGACGAGGUCGCGAGAAAGCGUGUCGAAGACUACGCGAAUAGGAUACGACCCGUUGGGUUUCUGGACUAUAUAAAUGUCCACUCUGUUGACCUUGGAACUUCCGCACCUCACCUUUACAAUGGAAGAAGAAAUUCGACGAGCACCUCGGCAGAAACCGAAUUUGAUGUCAGCUACGAGGAUUCGAUAUCAGUGUCAUUGUCUACAUCAUAUCUAUUCAACUACCCCAUGCCUUCAUUCGCCCGUCUUCCUGUAUUCUUGACGAUAUCUCUCUCGAUUUUCAAAUCAUCACUGACUAUCACACCCCCUUCGCCCACUUCGCCGGUUCCUGAGUUGCUCAUCUCGUUUUCUCCGAACUUCACGCUGGACCUUUCCACCACAUCACUGAUGGGUAGCCGGGCAAAGUUGGCUAACGUCCCAAAACUGCAUGAGCUCAUACAACAUCAAGUUCGUCGGGUCUUCGCUUCGCGUGCGAAAUGGCCUGUACCUUUGCCGGGCUUGGGGCGUGUAGCUGAGCCCAUUGUAAAAGAGAUCAAGAAAGAGAUGGCCGAGGUGAUGAAACCUUGACCUUAUGGUAAGUCAAGCCCAAACUAGUUUCAAACGUACAUGAGGGGACUUUUCUGGGAGGAUAACGCCAAUUGUAGAUGCAU